AUGGCUCCCAAGGCUAGUGCAACCAUGGCUUUUCUACUCUCUCUCAACCUUCUCUUUUUCACAAUGGUCACUUCAACUACAUCCACUUGCCCCAAGGACACCCUUAAGCUCGGGGUGUGUGCUAACUUGUUGAAUGACUUGGUGCACCUUGUUGUGGGAACCCCACCAAAGUCCCCUUGUUGCAGCCUCAUCCAUGGUCUUGUUGAUCUUGAGGCAGCUAUUUGUCUUUGCACUGCUAUCAAGGCCAAUGUUCUAGGCAUCAAUCUUAAUGUCCCCCUCUCAUUAAGCCUGUUAUUGAAUUAUUGUGGAAAGAAUGUACCAAAAGGCUUCCAAUGUGCCUAA
Molecule: messenger RNA, 342 nt
Organism: Quercus robur (English oak)
Lineage: Eukaryota; Viridiplantae; Streptophyta; Magnoliopsida; Fagales; Fagaceae
Product: putative lipid-binding protein AIR1
Exons: 2
Coding region: 1-342 (113 amino acids)
Source: RefSeq, a predicted model, not a curated record